AUGCUACUAAAGACCUGUGGUUUUUACUUUGUUGCACUGACAAAGAUCUAUAGGAACAAUGUUGGUGUGGGUUGGGGUGGGUGGGGGGUGGGGGGGGUUUGGUGGUGUGGGGGGGUUGGGGGUGGGGGGGGGGGGGGGGGGUGGUUGGGGUGGUUGGUUUGGGUGGGGGGGGGGGUGGGUGGGGGGUGGGGGGGGGGGUGGGGUGGGGUUUGGGGUGGGGGGGGGGUUUUUUGGGGGGUGGGGGUGGGUUUGGUGGGGUGGUUGGUGUUGGUGUUGGGUUGUGUGGGUUGGGGGGUGGGGGGUGUUUGGGGGGGUUUAGUGGGUGUGGGGGGGGUGGUGUGGUGGGGGGGUGGGGUGUUGUUUGUGUGUGUGGGGUGGGUGGGGUUUGGGUUGUUGGGUGGGGGGGGUGGGGUGUUUUGUGUGGGGGUUGUUGUUUGGGUUUUGGUGUUGGGGUGGGGUUGUGGUGGUGGGGGUGUUGGGGUUGUUUUUGUGUUUGGGGUGUGGGGUGGUUGGGGUUGUGGUGGGGGGUUGGGGGGUGGGGUGGGGGGUGGUGUGGGGUGUGGUGGGUGGUGGGGUGUAGGGUGUGGGGGGGGUGGGUGGGUGGUGGGGGGGGUGGGGGGUGGGGGUGGUUGGGGGGUUGGGGGGUGGGGGGGUGGGUGUUGUGGGGGUGUGGGGGGGGGGGGGGGGGGGGGGGUUGUUGGGGUGGUGGGGGGUUGUGGGGUGGGGGGGUGGUGGUUGGGGUUGUUGUUGGGUUGUUUGGGGUGGGGGGGUAUGUGUGGUGGUAGGGGGGUUUGGGUGGUGUUUUGGUGGGGGGGUGUUUGUGGUUGGGUGUGGGGGGGUUGGGGGGGUGUUGUUGUUUGGGGUGGGUGGGGUGGGGGGGGUGGUGUUUUUGGUGGGGUUGGGGGGGUGGGUGGGGGGGGGGGGGGGGGUGGGGGUGGGUUGUGGUUGUGUUUGUUGUGUUGUGUGGUUUUGUGGUUGGGGGGGGGUGGGGUUGUGGUGGGGGGUGUGGGGGGUUGGGUGUGGGGGUUGGUGGUUGUGGGUUUGGAGUGGGUGGGGUUGGGUGUUGUUGUGUGGUUGUUGGAGGGGUGGUGUGGGUUUGGGUGUUGGUGGGUUUUUUGGUGUGUUGGGUGGGGGGGAUUUUGUGGUUGUUGGUUUGGGGGUGGUUUGUUGGGUUGUUGUGUGGUGUUUUGUGGUGGUGGGGUGGGGGGUGGGUGUGGUUGGGGUGGUGUUUGGUGUGAUGAGUUAUUUGAUUUGGUGGGGGGGUGGUUGUGUUGGGGUUGUUGGGGGGGAUGGGGGGGUGGGUUGUUAGAUGGGGGGGGUUGUGUGGUGGGUGGGGGGGGGGGGGGGGGUUGUGGGUUUGGUGUUUGUAGUGGGUGGGGUUGGGGGGGGGGGGGUGGGGUUGGUGGUUUGGUUAUGUGUGUGGGGGUGGGGUUGGUGGGUGGGGGGGGUGGGGGUGGGGGGUUGGGGUGGGGGUGUUUUGUUUUGGUGGUGGGGUUUUGGGGUUUGUUUUGGGUUUUUGGUGGUGGUUUUGGGUGUUGGGGUGUUUGGGGGGUGUGGUGUGGGGUAGGGGUGGUGGGGUUUGGUGGUGGUUGUGGGGGUGUGGGGUUUUUGGGGGUUUUUUUGUGUUUGGUGUUUGGGGGGUGGGGUUGGGGUGGUGUUGUGGUGGGUGGGUGGGGUGGGGGUGUGGGUUGUGGGUGGUUGUGGUGUUGGUUUGGUUGUGUGUGUGGGGGGGUUGGGGUGGGGGUGGGUGGGGGUGGGGGGGGUGGUGGUGGGGGUGGGGGGGGUUGUGGGUGGUGGGGUUGGUGGGGUUGUGUUUGGGUGGGGUGUGGGUUUUGUUGUGGGUGGGUGGUGGGUGUUUGGGGGUUUGGGGGGUGGGGGUGUUGGGGGGUUUUGGGGGGUUGUGGUUUGUGGGGGUGGGUUGUUGUUUGUGUGGGGUGGGGGGGUGGUGGGUUGGGGUUUUUGGGGGGGGUUGGGGUGGGGUGUGUGGGGGUGUUGUUUUGUAUGGGGUGGUGGGGGGUGUGGUGUGGGGUGUGGGGGGUGUGGUUUGGUUGGGGGGUUUGGAUUUGUUUUUGUGGGUGGGGGUGGGGGGGGGGGGUUGGGAUGUUGAGGUGGUGGGGGGGGUGGGGGGUGGUGUUUGGUUUGUGGGGUGUUUUGGGUGUUGUGGGGUGGGGUGUUGGGUUUUGUGUUUUUGUGGGGUGUGUGUGUUGGGGUGUGUUUUUGUUGGUGGGUGUGGGGUGGGGGUAUGUGGUUAUUGGGUGGGGUGUUGGGGGGUUUGGGGUGGUGGGUAGGGUUGGGGUUGGGGGGGUUGGUGGGGGGGGGGUUGUGUGGUGUGGGGGGGGUGGGGUGGUGUGGGUGGUGGUGGGGGGUGUGGGGUGGUUGGGGUUGUUUGUGGUGGUUGUGUGUGUGUUGUGGUGGGUGGGUGUGGGGGUGUUUUUUUGUUUGUGGGGGGGGUUGGGUUGGGUUGGGGGGUUUUGUGUUUUUGGGUGGUGGUGUGUGGGGGGUGUGGGGUGUGUGGGGGUUGUGGUGUGGGGGGGGGUGUUGUGUAGGGGUGUGGGGGGGGGGGGGGGUGUGGGGUGGGGGUUUGGGGUGUGGUGUGUUGUGUGGGUUAGUUGUGGGGGGGUGGGGUGGUGUUGGGGUUUGGUUUUGGGUGGGGGGGUGGGUUGGGGUUUGGGUUGUGUGUGGUGGUGUUGUGUGUGUUGUUGGGGAUUUGGAUGGGGGGGUUGGUAUGGGUUGGAGUGGUUUGUGUUGGUUUGUUUGAGGGGUUGUGAGGGGGGUGUGUGUUGGAGGGUUGGGUUUGGUGGGGGGGGGGGGUUGGUUGGGUUUUUGGUUUGGUGUUUUGUGUGGUGUGGGGGGGAGUGGGGGUUUUGGGGGGGUGUGUGGUGGUGUUGUUGUGAUUUAGAUGUGUGGAUUGGGGGGGGGGAGGGGGGGUGGGGAGGGUGGAUGAUGGUGGGGGUGUAA
This is a messenger RNA of Knipowitschia caucasica, 2958 nucleotides long. The record is from the annotation of a GenBank genome assembly. NCBI's taxonomy places the organism in Eukaryota, Metazoa, Chordata, Actinopteri, Gobiiformes, Gobiidae.